This is a messenger RNA of Cucumis melo (muskmelon), 2996 nucleotides long. RefSeq names its product disease resistance protein RUN1. Gene Ontology annotation, biological process: defense response; signal transduction. NCBI's taxonomy places the organism in Eukaryota, Viridiplantae, Streptophyta, Magnoliopsida, Cucurbitales, Cucurbitaceae. The record is from RefSeq and is a predicted model, not a curated record. The transcript is spliced from 8 exons. The coding region runs from base 122 to 2950 and encodes 942 amino acids. Gene Ontology annotation, molecular function: protein binding; ADP binding; ATP hydrolysis activity.
AAAAAAUUUAUAUUGGGAGUUGAAGCAUUUGAUUCUUCAAUUUUUGUUCUGCAUUAUUCUUCACAAAUAUUGCUAUUGGUGUUUUCGAUUUCUCUUUUCUUUAGUCUGCACGUUUCUAUCGAUGGAUUCUUCCACUGUUACAACAGAACCACCGACUUUCAAAUGGAAUUAUGAUGUGUUUUUGAGUUACAGAGGAGAGGAUACUCGCACCAAUUUCACCAGUCAUCUUGAUAUGGCCUUACGUCAAAAGGGUGUCAACGUCUUCAUAGACGACAAGCUCGAAAGGGGUGAGCAAAUUUCUGAAACCCUAUUCAAAUCUAUACAAGAAGCUUUAAUUUCUAUUGUUAUAUUCUCUCAAAAUUAUGCAUCCUCUUCAUGGUGUCUGGAUGAAUUGGUGAACAUAAUUGAGUGUAAGAAAUCCAAGGACCAAAUUGUUUUACCAGUUUUCUAUAAGGUGAAUCCGUCGGAUAUACGAAAACAAUCUGGUAGCUUUGGAGAAGCACUGGCCAAACAUCAAGCUAAGUUCCAAACAAAGAUCCAAAUAUGGAGGGAAGCUUUAACUACUGCUGCUAACUUGUCUGGUUGGGAUCUAGGAACUAGGAAGGAGGCUGAUCUUAUUGGAGAUCUUGUUAAAAAAGUGUUGUCUACAUUAAAUUGCACUUGCACGCCCUUAUAUGUAGCUAAGUACCCAGUUGGAAUUGAUUCUAAAUUAGAAUAUAUGAAGCUUCGUUCACAUAAUCUUUUUAGAAAGAGCAACAAAUUCCAUUAUCAGAUGCAACAUGAGUAUGAGUUUGAUACUGGUGUUUACAUGGUGGGGAUAUAUGGCAUUGGAGGUAUUGGUAAGACAACUUUGGCUAAAGCUUUAUACAACAAAAUUGUUGGGCAAUUUGAAGGUUGUUGCUUUCUAUCAAAUGUUAGAGAAGCUUCCAAGCAAUUCAAUGGCCUUGCUCAACUACAGGAAAGCCUACUCUAUGAGAUCCUAAUGGUUGAUUUGAAGGUUGUCAACCUUGAUAGAGGAAUUAACAUCAUAAGGAAUAGAUUGUGCUCGAAGAAAGUUCUUAUAGUUCUUGAUAAUGUAGAUAAGCUUGAACAGUUAGAAGCAUUGGUUGGUGGGCAUGAUUGGUUUGGCAAAGGCAGUAGAAUCAUUGUGACCACAAGAAAUAAACAUUUACUUUUUAGCCAUGGCUUUGAUGAAAUACACAAUAUUGUAGGAUUGAAUGAAGACAAAGCUAUUGAGCUUUUUAGUUGGCAUGCUUUCAAGAAAAAUAGUCCAUCAAGUAAUUAUUUAGACCUUUCAAAACGUGCUACAAGUUAUUGUAAAGGUCAUCCUUUGGCUCUCGUUGUUUUGGGUUCUUUCCUCUGUACCAGAGAUCAAGGAACAGACGCAGUUAAAGCCAUAAAAUUGGACUUUCCUAAUCCCACAAUGUUGGAUGUGGAUCCACAAGCUUUUAGAAAAAUGAAAAAUUUGAGAUUGCUUAUUGUUCAAAAUGCAAGAUUUUGUACCAAGAUUGAAUACCUACCUGGUAGCUUAAAGUGGAUUAAGUGGCAUGGAUUUCCUCAACCAACUUUGCCUUCGUGCUUCAUUACGAAAAAUCUUGUUGGACUAGAUUUGCAGCAUAGCUUCAUCAAAACAUUUGGGAAAAGAGUUAAGGAUUGUGAAAGGUUGAAGCAUGUUGAUCUUAGCUACUCUCCUUUAUUAGAGAAAAUUCCUAAUUUCUCUGCAGCAUCAAACCUUGAACAAUUGUAUCUCAUAAAUUGCAAAAAUUUAGGAAUGAUAGAUAAGUCUGUUUUUUCUCUCGAUAAGCUUACUGUCCUAAACCUUGCUGGUUGUUCUAACCUUAAAAAGCUUCCAAGAGGCUACUUCAUGUUAAGUUCUCUUCGAUAUUUGAAUCUCUCUCACUGCAAAAAACUUGAGAAAAUUCCAGACUUUUCUGCAGCAUCAAACCUUGAAGAAUUGCAUCUUUUCAACUGCACAAAUUUAAGAAUGAUAGAUAAAGUGAUUCAUGAAUCUGUUGGAUCAUUGGAUCAACUUGUUUACAUGGACCUUAGCCGAUGCACUAACCUUGACCUCGCAAUGGGUGAGAUUUCAAGAGAGUUCUUAUUAACGGGCAUUGAGAUUCCAGAAUGGUUCAGCUAUAAGACUGCAUCCAAUUUGGCGAGUGCUAGCUUUCGUCACUAUCAGGAUAUAGAAAGAACUUUGGCUGCCGGAGUUAUUUUCAAAGUGAAUGGAGAUUCAUCUGAAAGAGAAUAUAUGUGGUUACUAACAACUUCUCUAGCGUGGGGUUCCAUGGAGGUGAAUGAUUGGAAUAAAGUAAUGGUAUGGUUUGAGGUUCAUGAAGUACAUGGGGAGGUUAAUGCAACUAUAACAAGGUGUGGUGUCCAUGUAACUGAAGAGCUCCCUGCGAUACAAACAGAUGCCAAGUGGCCGAUGGUAAAUUAUGCUGAUUUUUAUCAACUGGAGAAAUUGCAAAGUCUGGAUAUUGAGCAUCUUCUUCUGAAACGCCUUUUUGAAGAAAUGUCGUGCUGGUCAAAUUGCAAAGCAAUAAUGUUCCAUGCAGCAAAUUAUGAUCCAGAAACAAACUCUGUAUGCCACAGAUUUAAUUGGUCAGAUGACAUUGAUUGGAGACAACCUUUAGAUGAUCCUAUAAGCUUUUACUGGGUCCAAGAAAGACAGUACCGUUUCAUGAGUUAUUCGGGACUCGACAAUCGUGGAGGUGGUGAAAAAGUGACCAAUAUUAUCACAAAUAACCACAGUACAAUUUUAUCCUCCAAAAGGUAUUACAUAUUAUAUUUUAAAAAUUUGGAUGAUAGAGUAUAUAGAUUUUUAACUGCAUGGGCUAUAGCAAAGCCUCGUUGGAUUGAGAUUUACAGAUAUGAUCAUGAUGUUGCAAGAAAUUGUCAUUUUGUCAUUAAAAGGGUUGAUCCAUCCUUAUGGCAACCCUGGGUUUGAUCCACCCUCAAAUUAAUUUUCCAAGUUUGUGUUGCAAAUGUUAAAA